Molecule: messenger RNA, 1232 nt
Organism: Paramuricea clavata
Lineage: Eukaryota; Metazoa; Cnidaria; Anthozoa; Malacalcyonacea; Plexauridae
Source: the annotation of a GenBank genome assembly
CUAAAAUGAUAUCAGGGUUGCUAAAACAAUUGUUAUUCUUAUCUUAAAACAGAGUUUUAUCUUCGUGUUGGUAUGGAGGACUUAUCCAAUCAUGAAUUCGACGAGAAAACAGAAUUUUUUUCUCCACUUCCCAAUGAAAUAAUGUUGAAAAUUUUUGGUCAUCUUGAAAUCAACGACGUUAUUCAUCUAAACCUAGUGUGUAAGCGCUGGCACAGUCUGUCUAAUGAAGAUGCGUUGUGGAGAAGAUUUGUGCCCAAGUACCCAGGAGUAGAUCUACCUAAGGCGAAGACCCAACAGGAGAUUUUUCAAAAGCUCUGGUCUGACAGCGUCCAAAUUGGGAAAGAAAGAUGGUUUCCUAACCCGCUUCCUUCUUUGGUGGAGUACAACACUUCACUGCAAAAGUAUAAUGAAGAAAAUAUUCCGGGCGAAGUCGACAAAAUAUUUUCACUGUCAAGAUGUAUGCUUUAUCUUCGCUUAAAUCCACUGUAUGCAUUUACUACCGACGGAAUAAAACAAGAAGAUCCACUCAUGCAGGAAAUCGUUCAUCAGCUUUCGGAUAAGCUUGGGAAACUUGCUAGACCAGGUUACGAAUGUGAUGAUGGUGUAGAUUUACACGACGCAAAAUCUGCCAUAAUAUAUAUGACCUUUCCUGGAAAUAGGAAGUUUGCGAUGGAGCUAAUUGUCGGAUACUGUUAUGACUUCCGAACGAACGAACAAAUCUCAGGUUCGAUGAUUGAACAAUUGAUUGAUGAUGAAGGACAUAUUCUUGAACAAAAGCUGAAUGACAACGAGCCGGUAGGUAAUGUAUUCAAAGGAAUGAGUGUGAGCAAGAGACUGUUUAAUCAAAUUUGGAAUAUUGUGGUUGAUAAAAAUGAUCGAUUUAUUAUUUAUAAUGUCAAAGGUAGUUAUAGAAAUAAGAACGAAGAACUUCUAUAUCCUAGGCAGAUCUUAGUUACUGACACAGCUGUCGUCUAUUGUGCCCGCCGGGAAUUCGAGGUAAAUUAAAAAGUUAAUAUGUAUGGAAUAACUGAAAUAACAUUAAACUGGUUUUUAGUGUAAAGUUUCAGUUUACACUGUUGUGAUGACUGGCGAAAAUUUAAACUUAUUACUCCUAUAACAAAAGGAAACAUAACUUGCAGAUUUCAGCAAUAGCUCCGUCUAUAUAUCUGUGUUUGCACAUAAUACUUCUGACUUUUUACCUAAUAUAACUAAGAGAAAUUCCAUGUCUGUCA